AUGCCAUUCUAUGAGUGGUUUCAACAUGCCAUGAAGAUCAAUAAUGCAGUGCAAGUUGAAGAAGCUUUAAUGGUGGUUUGGGCAAUAUGGAAUGCUCGAAAUAAGCUACUUUGGAAUCAGAAAAACACAGUAGCUUUGGAUGUGGUUCUGUCAGCAAGAUCUAAUCUUUAUCAAUGGCAAAGUGCUCAACAAAAUAGAUUUGAUCCUCUUAUAUCUCCUUUUGAGAUAGGUAAAGAGGAAGAGCAUUGGACUAAACUAGUUGCAAAUAUGGUGAAGAUAAAUGUUGAUGGAGCGAUUUUUGAAGCUUACAACUCUUUUGAAUUUGGUUUUAUUGCCCGUGACAGCUCUGGAGCUAUUAUUGAAGCUGUUACUUCAAGCAAAACCAGUAGCGCUUCCCCUGAGAUUGUUGAACUAAUCGGAAUUAAGGAUGCCCUCAGUGGGAUAAAAACCAAAGGAUGGAGUUAUGUCGUACUUGAAACCGACUGUCUUAUGGCAGUUCAAGCUAUCCACAACAACACGUUUCUUCCAUCUACAUUCGGGAUGUUGGUCCACGACUGUCAACAUCUUAUAUCUCAGUUGUCUAAUGUUAAUUUGUCUUUUACUAAGCGUUCUGCUAAUAAGGCCGCAUAUUUCCUUGCGCGUAGCUCUUGUUAUUUUUCAGAUCGAUCGCACAUGCUAGAAAUUCACCUUCUGAGUUGA
Molecule: messenger RNA, 699 nt
Organism: Cannabis sativa
Lineage: Eukaryota; Viridiplantae; Streptophyta; Magnoliopsida; Rosales; Cannabaceae
Exons: 1
Coding region: 1-699 (232 amino acids)
Molecular function (GO): RNA-DNA hybrid ribonuclease activity; nucleic acid binding
Source: RefSeq, a predicted model, not a curated record